CUAAAUAGAUUCAUUAAAAGUUGUUGUUUUAAUUUCAAAUAAUUUUUAAUACAAACUACAUUGUGACAUUACACAUUACACAUUACACAUUGACACUGUGACUGAUAUUAUGAGUUCGUCAAGAAAAGAAGAUUUACAUUCAAAACCAACUGGAUCAUCAGUAUCAAAAAAACCUAAAGGCUGGUUACCAAAAAAAAAACCUUCUUCAUCCAAAUCGCAUGAUUUUCGCUGUCCAUACACUUUACGCAAGACUGGACAUUUUAAAUAUAAUAAUCAACUUUGGACUGUAGGUGAUAUUGCAUCUAUAAGUAAAUCGGAGGAAUCAUCUCAAACCUAUUAUGCACAAAUUAUUGAGCUACAUGAAAAUGAUUUAUGUGAAAAACGAGCAAUAAUCUUCUGGUUGGCACCUAAAGCUAACGUUGGAGUAACAGAUGAAUCAAAAAAAGUACAUCAUGACACUUUUAAACCUACUGAAUUUGUACAUAUUUCUGUUGAUAAGAGAUUAGUACCUAUGGAGUGCUUAACAUUUGUUAUGAAUAUUCCAAACUUGUUUGAGUAUAGACAACAUGUUGGUACUGAUUACUUGGUUGAUACAUAUAUUGCACCACAUUCUGAAAGAUAUGGAGAAUCUUCGUCAGAAUCUGAUGAAGACAAAGAAAAAAGACCCAAAUGCAGAAUCACACGGCUACUUAACAACUAACAAGUGAAUAAAAUUACUACUAAUUAUUUAUAAUGCAUUAUACCUAUAUCGUAAACAAAAUUAUCAUUUUUAAAUGUAUUUUUUUUUUUUAAUAUUUUUAAUUAAUAUUAGAAUUUUAAUUUUAGUAGAUAGAAUAAAAUGUUAUAUGACUAAUAUUAACAAUACUAAAGGUACCUCUUCAAGUUACUAUUUUAAGUGUUGUAUAAGUUUUUUGGUUUCCAAUGUAAUUCGACACUAUGAUUGUAUACAUUUCCACAACA
Molecule: messenger RNA, 960 nt
Organism: Rhopalosiphum maidis (corn leaf aphid)
Lineage: Eukaryota; Metazoa; Arthropoda; Insecta; Hemiptera; Aphididae
Exons: 1
Coding region: 110-700 (196 amino acids)
Biological process (GO): chromatin organization
Source: RefSeq, a predicted model, not a curated record